GGCGCAACAUGCCCCAAGCGGAAGUUGCUGCUAUGUCGAACCUCCGAUUUGCUCCAGCUAGCUUCCCCGACGAGCUGGCAAACUUUGCGAUAAUGUCGCCGACGCUGUGAUAUUUGUUCUCGGCGUUGUUUCACCAUGUGGAGCGUGUGCGUAUUUGCGUUUGUGGCUCACUUCUGCUUGAGCGGAGCUGUUAAUUCGAGAAUUACAGCGGGAAAAAUCCGUUAUGCUAACGCCGAAAUUGAUGCACUUAAUUCCAUUCUGGCUGAUUUUGAGCUUCUGCCAGUGUCAGACCUCCAGUUGCACUCUGUGAGGAAGAGGGACGUGCACACCCCGUCCCACCUUGAGCGACUGGUCAGCUUCAGAGCUUUACACAGACAUUUCAAGCUGUACUUGACCACCAACACAGAGCUUUUCACUGACAAUUUCCAAGCUGUGUUUGUCGAUAAACUCGGAAGGGAGGAGAACUAUGACGUUCAGCUUCAGAACUACUUCACGGGGCAUGUGGUCGGUGAAGAGAACUCUCGUGUGCAGGCACACAUUGAUGGCGAUGAGUUUUCAGCUCACAUUCUAACUGAUGAAGCAGAGUACAAUGUCGAGCCCUUAUGGCGUUUUACAGAGAGUGGUGGCGAUGACAAGUUGCUGGUGUAUCGCUCAGAAGACAUCAGGAAUCUGAGCCGCCUCGUGUCUCCAAAAGUGUGUGGUUACGUCCAUUCCAAGGACCUGCUGCCCGAGUCCACCAGGGCGGGUUGGAACGAGCCAGAAGUGAUGGACAAGAUAAAUGCUUUUCAUCACAGAGAAAAGCGCCAAGCCCACGACCACAAAAAGAACACCUGCCCACUGUUGCUAGUUGCAGACCACCGCUUCUUUAAACACAUGGGCCGCGGACAAGAGAGUGUCACACUCAAUUACCUGAUUGAAUUGAUAGAUCGAGUCGAUGACAUUUAUCGAAAUACAACCUGGGGUGAUGACUUAAAAGGCUACGGGGUCCAAAUACAUCAGAUGAUCAUCCACAAGGAUCCCACUAAACCUCCUCCUGGUCGUGCUGGCACCGGCUGGGUCCACUACAACAUGGAAAACAGUCCUGUGCGAGGGAAAAUGGUUUGGGAUGUCAAGAAGCUUCUGGAGCAAUUCAGCUCAGACAUAGCUGACAACGCAUCCACUGUAUGUCUGGCCCACCUGUUCACCUACCAGGAUUUUGACGAGGGCACCCUGGGCCUCGCCUAUGUUGCCCCCUCCAAACCUCAGGCCCUGGGUGGCCUCUGCCCCAAACCAUAUUAUCCAUCUUUGUCUGCCAAGAAGCCCAGUUACCUCAACACCGGCUUGACCAGCACCAAGAAUUAUGGAAAAACAAUCCUGACAAAGGAGGCAGAUUUGGUGACCACUCAUGAGCUGGGCCAUAACUUUGGAGCCGAGCACGAUCCGGACAACAUUCCAUACUGUGCUCCUAGUGACGACCACGGGGGAAAGUUUGUCAUGUAUCCAAUUGCUGUGAGCGGAGAUCAUGUCAACAACAAGCGUUUCUCCAACUGCAGCAAGAUCUCCAUAGGAAAGACGCUGCGUUACAAGGCUCCUGUGUGCUUUAAGGAGAGGAACAGCAAAGUUUGUGGGAACUCGCGAGUGGAAGAAGGGGAGGAGUGUGACCCCGGCUUGCUCCACCUUUAUGACGACCCUUGUUGCUCGUCGAUCUGCAAGUUCAAAUUUGGUUCCCAGUGCAGUGACCGUAACAGCCCGUGCUGCACAAACUGCAGGUUUAAGCUGGCAGGCACAAGAUGCCAAGAGCCCAUCAGUGCGACCUGUAAGGGCAUAGCCUCCUGCACAGGCAAUAGCAGUCGUUGUCCUCCCCCUGAAAACGCCGUCGACGACACAGUUUGCGUGGACAACGGACGGUGCCGCAAUGGAGAGUGCAACCCGUUCUGUGAGGCCUUGCAGAACCUUCAGUCCUGUGCCUGCACUGCAACUGAGGAUUCCUGCAAAGUGUGCUGCCGGAGGCAAGAUGGCACCUGCUCGCCCUUCGUCCUGAACAGUGGCAUCUUCCUUUUCCUACGUAAAGGGAAACCUUGCACUGUGGGUUUCUGCGAUGAGAACGGGAAGUGCAUGAAGCAGGUGCAGGAUGUAAUUGAGCGUCUCUGGGACUUCAUUGACAAACUGGACAUAAACACGUUUGGAAAAUUCCUGGCAGAUAACAUUGUGGGUUCUGUUGUGGUGUUCUCACUCAUCUUCUGGAUCCCUCUUAGUAUUCUGGUUCACUGCGUGGACAAGAGACUCGACCAGCAGUAUGAGGAGAACACAAUGUCGCUGUACCGCCCUCUGAAUGCUGUCAAUGACCUUUCUAUCACUCUUGGCCUUUUCUUACUGGAACUGCAGCAGACGCUGGAGGUUUGUAGUAGAGCUCCAGCCGGAGGACGCCCUCUGGGUUGAAAAAAAUAUUCAAAAACAUGCAUGGUAGGUUAAUUGACAAGUCUAAAUUGCCCGUAGGUGUGAAUGUGAGUGCGAAUGGUUGUUUGUUUGUAUGUGCCCUGCGACUGGCUGUCAACCAGUUCAGGGUGUACCCCGCCUCCUGCCCGAUGAUAGCUGGGAUAGGCUCCAGCACGCCCGCGACCCUAGUGAAGUGGCUCAGAAAAUGGAUGGAUGGAUGGAUGAAUUAAUUCAAAUGUGGUUGGAUCGUGGACUGUGAGCUGACUUACAGGCGAGGUACACCAUAAACUAGUCACCAGCCAUUUGCAUGGCACAUAUAGCUAAACAAUCAUUCACACCACACUAUAGACACAUUAGUUUUCAAUGAGUCUACCAUGUAUGUUUUUGGAGUGUGGGAGGAAGGUGGAGUACCCUGAGAAUAUCUACACAAGCACAGGGAGAUCCCAAAUCUUCUGACUGUGAGGCAGAUGUGCUAAGGAUUUAUAUGUGGCCUUUUACACAGAACCCAGGAAAGUGGAGUACACCCACAACCACAUGUGCUUUUACACAGUGACAAUACAUUUUGCAGUGAAGUAAUUAGUUGAUGGCAUGGUGUGAUAUAUAUAAUAGCUGUCUGCAACAAUUGCGUUCAACACAACAGGGCAGUAGAAGUGAGUGUCAUGUGUUAAACGUCACAGCCAUUUCCUAGCAUUGUGGAAUACCCUAACACACACGGGUGACAUUCCUCUACUGUUACGGCUCUGAUAGUACCUCUAAAGAGGGAAAAUUGGCAGGUCCGCUUCAGCCCGCAUUCUGUCGUAUGUACGGAAAAAGCAGGGAAAUGUUGGCUUUUCCCAGUCUUGUAAAAGGGGCGACAGUGUUGCUCUGACAUCACAUCAGGGGACUACAGAUGAAAACUAGCCUUCUGGCUAAUUCUGGCUUUUUUUACCAUGUGUACUUCAUGCGUUUUAUGAAAUUGCAUUGUCCCCUUUCAAAUAAACUGAUUAACGAUUAACAUUAGGUCUAAUAUUUUACUCAUUCAUACUUGUAAGUAGGACAUGAGAUGGGGUUUUUACCUGAGAUGAAUAUGACCUUCCUGCCAAUCAAAUCAAAACGUGGAUCAAAAGCCACGUUCCCACCAAGCAAUACGGUUUGGUUCAAUGUGCCAUGGUGCACUUUUGAACCACAAACCCUCAUCUGGGUUUCAGAGAAGCAAGCCUAUGUGCCCACAAUUGCGGCAUCUUUAUUAAAUUAGACGUCUAUAAAAUAGAAUAAACAUUGACAUGUAGCGUUCUGCAGAUUUUCUGGUUGCGAGGCGCCUAUAUGUUCGCAUUACUAACGUCUCAUAUUUGACCUGAUAUUUCUUGAAUUUGUGGAAGUUUUAAUGUUUUAGUUGAUUAAAUCAAUAAAACCUUUUAAGGAAUGGUACAAUUCCUCUUUCAAUUCUCUGAACUCCUGUUUCCAUGCCAGUUUUAUAUUGGAAAAAAAUAUUGCUCAACCCUUGAGGUCUUAAUGUUGCUUCACUUUCCAUUGCUGACAUUUUAUUGUGUUCAAGACCGUAAACUAGUUGAGUGAAUCAACAGCGCCUCUGCUGGUUCCAGCCAAGCAUUGCACUUUGUUCUGACUCAAGUACCUCAAUACACCAUUAAUCAACAAUGAAUUCCACAUAAUUCAAUAAAUCCAUGAUACCCAUAACUAGUUUAUAACUAGUUUUAACUCGUCUCAUUAAGAUGAACACGCUACAUAUGCUCAUUUACGGCCGUACUUAGUUUUUUUUAUUUGAUUGUUUAAUAUUUAUGGCCUAGAUGUGUUUUUCAUACAAAGAUUUACUGUGAUUAAGAGUUUACAUCUGCAUUAAUGUCAGUUAGUGAUCCACUACGUUGGAAUGCAACUUGGGUACAAAUUCAGGUUACGGCGCCGCCGUCGGAAUGGAACUUCCUCGUAAACCGAGAACCCCAUCUAUGUUUAAAAAAACAGAAAAUGCAGUUGAAUUUCAAAUGAUGUAUUUGAAUUUUCUGUCAACCAGUCUUUCUUGCCCAGGGACAUCACACAUGUUGAGGUGUGUGGGUGUUUCAAUACCCACACUUAUGGUGAAAGGGUUCACCAAUGCUUUUCCCAUUUCUCUACGGUACAACCGCCACACAGUUCGCAUACUUUAGCGCAACUUGCUUUUGGCCUGUCAUCUAGCGCCACCUUUUUUGUGUUAGUUUUACUACUUAAAUAAAAUCUAGGAGACCUGCAUAGUGUUGUCACGAUAUGAACAUUCUGACUUCCAUACUGUACCUACAUAAAGUGCCUUGAUACCGGUACUCAUAAGCUACCACAGCACAAAGAAAAAAUAUUUAUUUAUGUUGAUACAUAAUUUUCGGACCAAUCAUGUGAGCAUGAAUAAUUUCCUGUGGCACGCCAGAUGAUUUCUUGUGGCACAUUAAGGUUGGGAAUUACUGCUUUAAUCAAUCAUUAGUCAGUAUUCACGUAUUUUGGCUAUUUAGAUCUCCAUAGAGUGACUCUCUAACAUUGACUUAGUAUCCAUCCAUCCAUCGAUUUUCUACCGCUUAUCUGAGGUCGGGUCGCGGGGGCAGUAACUUUAGCAGGGACGCCCAGAUUUCCCUCUCCCCAGCCACUUCAUCCAGCUCUUCCGGGGGGAUCCCGAGGCGUUCCCAGGCCAGCCGAAAGACGUAGUCUCGCCAGCGUGUCCUGGGUAGUAUAAAAGUUUACAUUUCAUUUUCAAAAAAAUACCUUGGUUUUGUCAUACAAGUGUCCAGAAAAGGCCCCUCUGACAGUUACUUCUGUUUGACCCAGUUUUGUAUCCACUUUGUCCAUAUUUGGCUAAGACCGCCCCCUUUCCUCUGAUUGGUUGCCUCCGUGUAGAAGACCCACUUGUGAGAGCACACGUGUUGGGAGCGGAAAGGGAAGGCGGAGAUCUUCGCUAAACCAGAGAAAUUCGAAUGACCUGGUUUCAGUUGUCUCUGCAGAAAACCGUCUGGAACUCAGGAAUGCGUGGACGAUUUUAAUUCCUUUUUCACAUGUUUACUGAGGCACCAUAGAGGCAAUAUUACAUCCCAAAUACUAGAAAAAGUUGGUUUGGCAAAAUACUACACCCUUAUUAUUAUUAUGAGACUUGGUUACAUAACAAUAUGCAGAAAUCUAUCUUAUGGUUUUAUAUGUUUUC
Messenger RNA from Phyllopteryx taeniolatus (common seadragon), 5566 nucleotides. It is a transcript of the gene adam17a, whose product is annotated as ADAM metallopeptidase domain 17a. Gene Ontology annotation, molecular function: metalloendopeptidase activity. Gene Ontology annotation, biological process: Notch signaling pathway; membrane protein ectodomain proteolysis. Gene Ontology annotation, cellular component: plasma membrane. The record is from RefSeq and is a predicted model, not a curated record. The transcript has 20 exons. Bases 136 to 2418 code for a protein of 760 amino acids. Lineage: Eukaryota; Metazoa; Chordata; Actinopteri; Syngnathiformes; Syngnathidae.